ACCACAAGUCCCUGUUAAAUACAUCAGCUUUUAAAUCAAUCUUUGUUCAAAGUCCAGCGAGUUUUCUGAGACUAGUGCUUCCAGCAGAGAGAACCGAGCAGCUCCUCGCUUCUGGAUCCAGCAAUGGCCUCCCUCAACCCCCGAGAAUGUAAGCUGUCCAAACAGGAAGGGCAGAGCUAUGGCUUCUUCCUGAGAAUCGAGAAGGACACCGAUGGGCACCUGGUCCGAGUGGUGGAGAAGGGUAGUCCAGCAGAGGCUGCUGGCCUCCAGGAUGGAGACAGAGUUCUUCGGAUCAAUGGUGUCUUUGUGGACAAGGAGGAGCACAUGCAGGUUGUGGACCGGGUCAGAAAGAGUGGGAAUUCAGUGAAUCUGUUCGUUCUGGAUGGGAAGGCCUAUGAGAGAGCAGUUAAAACACAGAUAGACUUGAAGCAGCUGGGUCCAAGUCCGAAGCCAGAGUUGAAUGAGAAGCUGUUUCCCACAGGGAGCCCUGGUGGCGCUGAGCCUUGGGCCCGGCCUCGGUUGUGCUACCUGGUGAAGGAGGGGAGCAGCUACGGCUUCUCGCUCAAAACGGUGCCAAGUGUAAAGGGGGUCUAUAUGACUGAUAUAACACCUCAGGGUGUGGCUAUGAAAGCUGGGGUCCUACCUGAAGAUCAUUUGAUUGAAGUGAAUGGAGAGAAUGUAGAAAAUGCCAGCCACGAGGAAGUGGUUGAAAAGGUGAAGAAAUCAGGAAGUCGUGUUAUGUUCCUUCUGCUAGACAAGGAGACUGACACACGCUAUAGAGAGCAGAAGACGGCGGUUAGGAGAGAAACAACCAGUGUGAAACUGCUACCCCAUCAGCCUCGGCUGGUGGAGAUCAAGAAGGGGAGUAAUGGCUACGGAUUCUAUCUGAGGGAUUGCCCAACACAGAAAGGUCAAAGCCCAGGUCAGAUCAUCAAGGACAUAGACUCUGGAAGCCCAGCAGAGAAGGCUGGCCUGAAGAACAAUGACCUGGUCAUUGCCGUCAAUGGCACGUCUGUGGAAAACCUCGAUCAUGAUGGUGUGGUGGAAAUGAUUAGGAAGGGCGGAGACAAGACUUCAUUGUUGGUAGUGGACAAGGAGACAGACACCAUGUACAGACUGGCUCGUUUCUCUCCAUUUCUCUACUAUGAAAGCCAGGAAUUGCCCAAUGGUUCUGUCCAGGAGCCUGCAGCACCUACUCCUGCUCCUCUGGAGGAUGCACACUCCAGUACAGCAGAAGAUGCGGAAGACCACAAGCCCAAACUCUGCAGGCUGGUUAAAGGCGAAAACGGCUAUGGCUUUCACUUAAAUGCCAUUCGGGAUCUGCCGGGCUCGUUCAUCAAAGAGGUACAGAAGGGCAGCCCCGCUGACCUGGCCGGGCUGGAAGAUGCGGACGUCGUCAUUGAAGUGAAUGGGGUGAACGUGCAGGAGGAGCCCUAUGAGAAGGUGGUGGACAGCAUCCAGAGCAGCGGGAAGACUGUCCUGCUCUUGGUUUGUGGAAAGAAGGCCUACGAUUAUUUCCAGGCCAAGAACACCCCUAUUGUUUCUUCUCUGGCUGACCCACUAGAGGCUCCUCCGGACUCCAAAGAAGAACCGCUGGCAGAGUCCGAGAAUGACUCUUCCGUCGUCAAAGAACGAGCCCCCAGCACAGCCUCCCACUCUUCUUCCAGUUCUGAAGAUACGGCGAUGUGAGGAGAACAGGGGUGCCACCGGCGGUCUCUGGGUACUAAGAAUCCACUCUCCAGGAUCGAGCUGCCACCUUUUCCUGUCAGAGAACGCCUCUGGAAACCAGUUCUUGAGUGAUUGUCUUUUGAUGUUAUGUGUUUUUGGGGUGAUGGUACCGAUGGUUUGCCCUGAGUCAGAAUCCACUCGAUGGCCAUGGGCUGGGUUUGGUUGCAGAUGGUUUAUUUAUGUUCAACUUGGAAGAAGCUAAGAGAGGAGCCAUUCUGUUUGGGGUCCUACCUUUCAAGCGUCAGUGUAAUCCCAUUUCUGGGAAGACGCCUCUCAUUGCACAGGCUCCUUGGGCACCAAAGAUGAUUCAUACACUUGUUUGAGGGCUGGGCUGCUAAUUGCAGACGGGCCUACUAAAAUUAUGCUUUUGCAAGAAUGUUAUAGUUGCUAGAAAUAAAUAGCAUUAGAAAUGCCCUCUACACGAACUUUCUCUGUUUAGUGCUAUGGCCUUGCUGGUAGACUUUCAGUGCUUUAACCUUCAUCUGCUCCAAGGCCGGCAGAAACAAUCAACUACAGAAUGAAACCUCAGGAAUAAAAGGCGACUUCUAAGUAAAA
Messenger RNA from Echinops telfairi (small Madagascar hedgehog), 2283 nucleotides. It is a transcript of the gene PDZK1, whose product is annotated as PDZ domain containing 1. The transcript has 9 exons. NCBI's taxonomy places the organism in Eukaryota, Metazoa, Chordata, Mammalia, Afrosoricida, Tenrecidae. Gene Ontology annotation, cellular component: apical plasma membrane. Bases 124 to 1689 code for a protein of 521 amino acids. The record is from RefSeq and is a predicted model, not a curated record. Gene Ontology annotation, molecular function: protein-membrane adaptor activity; signaling receptor binding. Gene Ontology annotation, biological process: protein localization to plasma membrane.